AUGAUGUUUAUUUUACAAAAUAUAUUUCUGAUAACUGUUCCAUGUUCAACUUUAUUAACAACUAUUGCUAUGUUAUUGCCAUAUUGGUGGUCAUCAGAAACACUUCAAGUUGGUCUUUGGAGAGCUCGAUCAAUAUCUUCAUCAUGGUUACUUGUUGAACCACAAAUAGGAACAUCAGAAGGUCGUAUUUUAUUUAUUUUACAAAUUCUUUCAUUUAUAUCAGUAUUAUUAGCCGAUAUAAGUGGUAUUAUUUGGUUAAUUAUUAUUAUUCGUCGUAAAUCUCAUAUAUUAUUAAAAUCAUUUUUUUCAUUACUUACGUCUACUAUUCUAACAUAUUUAUGUUUAUCAAUAAUGAUAUAUCUUGUUUGGCAAACAACAAAAGAAUAUAUACAUUUAAUUAAUAUAUCAUAUUCAUUCUAUAUUGUUUUAAUUAUAAUUAUACUUCAUUCAUUAACAUUUAUUAGUAUAACAAUUAAUUUAUUGAAAUAUCGAACAAAUCAUUAUUUAAUAGAACCAUUACAAUUCGACAGGAAAAUUCUUUUUGCUUUUAAUGAACCUAUUGUAUAG
Messenger RNA from Rotaria sordida, 567 nucleotides. The record is from the annotation of a GenBank genome assembly. Lineage: Eukaryota; Metazoa; Rotifera; Eurotatoria; Philodinida; Philodinidae.